This is a messenger RNA of Ilex paraguariensis (yerba mate), 618 nucleotides long. The record is from the annotation of a GenBank genome assembly. NCBI's taxonomy places the organism in Eukaryota, Viridiplantae, Streptophyta, Magnoliopsida, Aquifoliales, Aquifoliaceae.
AUGGGCCAGCAUAUUGGUUCAGAACCCACAUUGCCAUACUUGAGUCCACAGCUCACCGGGCAAAGAUUACUUGUUGGUGCCAACUUUGCAUCUGCCGGGAUCGGAAUACUCAAUGACACCGGUGUCCAGUUUAGGCUCUAUGAACUGGGAGCUCGUAGGGUUCUCGUGACUGGAACCGGACCGCUGGGUUGCGUCCCGGCAGAACUGGGCAUGCGCAGCAGAAAUGGCCAGUGUGUGCCUGUAUUGCAACAAGCUUCAACCUUGUUUAACCCCCAACUCACUCAGAUGCUAAACGGACUCAACAGAAAAAUAGGCAGUGAUGUCUUCAUUGCUACAAAUACACAACUAAUGCACAGUGAUUUCAUCAGCAAUCCCCAAGCAUAUGGAUUUGUUACAUCAAAGAUAGCAUGUUGUGGGCAAGGACCAUACAAUGGGAUUGGUCUCUGCACCCCUCUCUCCAACCUGUGCCCAAACAGAGACUUGUAUGCAUUUUGGGAUCCAUUCCACCCUUCUGAAAAGGCAAACAAAAUUAUUGUACAACAGAUCAUGACUGGAUCGACUGAGUACAUGCACCCCAUGAAUCUCAGCACCAUCCUGGCCCUGGAUUCUAAAGCAUGA